Molecule: messenger RNA, 2352 nt
Organism: Sorex araneus (European shrew)
Lineage: Eukaryota; Metazoa; Chordata; Mammalia; Eulipotyphla; Soricidae
Gene: PRORP
Product: protein only RNase P catalytic subunit
Exons: 8
Coding region: 464-2215 (583 amino acids)
Biological process (GO): mitochondrial tRNA 5'-end processing; tRNA 5'-leader removal
Cellular component (GO): mitochondrion; mitochondrial ribonuclease P complex
Molecular function (GO): protein binding; ribonuclease P activity
Source: RefSeq, a predicted model, not a curated record
CUUCCGGUUCAGGCUCGCUCACGAUGCGGUGCAUUGUGGACUCUGUAGUUCCCACCUCGUUUAUGGUGCAUUGAAUCCGAGCGCGGCGUGAGCUGGUUCGCAGAUUGGAAUCUUAACAGGCACCAGAAAUUUCUUCCGUGACCCUUGGUUCUCGGUCUUGUGACCAAGAUUGGAUGUAUCAGAGCGCUUUUUAAGGAAUUUUUCAGACUUUGUUGCUAUUACAGGCCCAAAAACUGAGCCUUGAUUUGUGAGAAACUGCAAAUCAAUCUAUUUUCUUUUUAAAGUUGUUCCUGAACUUUUCCUUACCCCUUAAUUAUACUCAUGAAGUUGGAACUUGUCGCCGAAAGAUAGUAGCGGGUAACGCUCUUCCCUUGCAUACGGCAGACCCAGGUUCCGUCCCGGGCAUCGCAUAUGGACCCCCGACCUUCACCAGGAGUGAUCUCUGGUGCUGAUUCAUUGCAUCAUGAAUUUCUGUUUCACUAGCAUUCGCAGCUUUCCUAAACUCUGGACAAGUCACCAAUACCUAGGACUAGGGCCAGGACAAUCUUCUCUCGCUCACUUGGAACGCUAUUGUGGCCUCAAGAACCAAAAGAAGUGGUUUUCUUGUAAGACAGUAUCUCCACAAAACACCAAAUCAAAUAAUCUGCUGACUGCCAAGGCCAGAUACCUCAGGAAAGGAGAUGAGGGCAACAAUAAGCAAGUGUCUUCUGAGUCUCCCCAUUUUUUUGCAGCUGGAUCUGCUAAGAAGAGAUCACAGAAUAGUUAUCCAAGUAAAGAGCAGGCCUUGCUGCCGUCAAGAAAAUCUUUUCAGGUCCCAACAAAACCCCUGACUUCAGAGCAGUGGUCUAAACUUCAGGCAGAUUUUAAAGGAAAAGCUAAAUUUGAAAAUUGGAUCAUUACACAAAUGGUCCGCGCUCAUAGCUCUCUGGAUGUGGCCAAGUCUCUGCUGGCUUGGGUAGCUGCAGAGAACAGUGGUAUUGUAGGCUAUGAUUUACUGGUCAAGUAUCUGUGUCUCUGUGUCUUUCAUAAGCAGACAUCAGAGGUCAUCGACGUCUAUGAAAUCAUGAAAGCCCGAUACAAGAGCUUAGAAUCUGGAGCCAACACUCUUCUCAUCCGAGGUUUAAUUCAUUCGGACAGAUGGAGAGAGGCAGUGCUAUUGCUAGAGAACAUCAAAAAAGUCAUGGUGCCUUCAAAAGGCAAUUAUAAUGACUGUAUCCAGGGAGCACUCCUUCAUCAAGAUGCAAACUUAGCUUGGAGUUUGUAUCAGGAAUUGUUAGAUUAUGAACUUAUUCCUGUGUUGGAUACUUUUAAAGCCUUCUUCGAUUUUGGGAGAGGCAUGAACGAUGAUCAGUAUGCAAAGAAGCUACUAGAUAUUCUCUUGUAUCUAAGAAAUAAUCGACUCUAUCCUGGAGAAUCACUUGCACACAGUAUAAAAACAUGGUUUGAGAGCAUUCCUGGAGAACAAUGGCAGGGAAAAUUCACUACACUUCAGAAAAGUGGUCAAUGCUUGGGCUGUGGAAGAACCAUAGAGACUAGUCAGCUGAGUUCAGAGGAGUAUGACUAUCUCCAGGGGAAAAUCAUGAAGGACGUGAUCGAUGGAGGUGACCAGUACAAAAAGACAACGCCUCAGGAACUCAAGCGAUUUAAGAACUUUGUAAAAACCUGCCCUCCUUUCGAUAUUGUCAUCGAUGGACUCAAUGUUGCCAAAAUGUUUCCCAAAACUCGGGAAUCUCAAAGUCUCUUGGAUGUGGUCUCCCAGCUCUCUGAGCUGAAUCUGCGGCUGCUGGUCCUGGGUCGGAAGCACAUGCUGAUGCCAAGUUCCCGAUGGAGAAAGGACGAGAUGGAAAGGGUGAAGAAGCUAGCGAGCUGUUUCUUUGCAGACAACAUCUCUGAGGACGACCCAUUCCUUCUGUAUGCCACACUGCACUCAGGCAACCACUGCAAGUUUGUCACAAAUGAUCUGAUGCGGGACCACAAGGCCUGUCUACCUGAUGCCAAGACUCAGAGCUUGUUCUUUAAGUGGCAACAAGGACAUCAGCUGGCAAUUACUUCUAAGCUGCCAGGAUCGAAAGUAGUCUUUCAGCCUAUUCUCAGCUAUGACACAGUCGUGCAGACAACUGGAGACUCGUGGCACAUACCGUAUGAUGAUAACCAGGUGGAAAGAUGCUCCUUUGAAGUGCCAACCAAAUGGCUUUGCCUUCACAGAAAGACAUAAAGUCUCUUCGUUCCUAGAUUUGUGUGCAAGGUCAACCUGGUCACCUCAGAGAACUUAAGUCAUACUUGGCUAGAGCUUGGCUUCUUUUCUGUUUGAUCCCUUUGGUUUGUAUGUCAAUAAAUUGAUUUUUAAAUGAA